CUCUUCACUAGACGCUGGGAGUAGAUAUGUAUUAGUCCAGCUCUGAGAAGGUGUCAAGACUUCUGAGAAGAUGAUUUCAGCAAAAAAAUAAAAAGUAGGACUUUUUUGCAAGGAGCAACACUAUAAUUUUCAAAUAAGGAAGCUACCUACUGAGCUGCUUGGGGAUUUCCAGUUCAUAUUGUGAUUAAUUUAUGGAAUAAAACACUGGAAGUGAAGAAAAGGUAAAAUGAGGAAGAAGAGGAAAGUUUCUCAUGUCUGCUUGUUGCUUCUGGCUUUGCUCCACAUCGGCACACCCUCCUCAGCUCAAAACACCACCACAGUCAGUACCAGCACCACUUCAGCACUGAACUCUACAGCUCUCAGUUACCGCACACGUCCAGUGGAUGUCGAAGUGGCUGUGGGAGAACCGGCAGAGUUUCGCUGUGGAGUGCCCGAAACAUCUCCAAACCUCACAUUCACCUUCUACGGGAGUCACGGCAACUACAGCCUCACCUGCCCUCAUGGCCACGUGGAAGACAUCCCCGAGGCUCUCUAUGGAAGCUGUUAUAUGAAGGAUGGAGAGUCACUGGCUGUGUGGACCCUCCGGGGAACCUCCUUUCCAGACAACGGCACAAGUGUCAUCUGUCAGCAGUCAAAGAAUCCUGAUGCUGCUGCUGCUGUCCUGCAUGUUUAUGAUAACGGUGCGAGCUACUCAGUUCUCAUUGGCUGCGUCAUUGGAGGUUUCUUUGGCAUCCUGUUGGUGUUUGGUUUACUGUACGCCGUGCUGUACAGAUCAGAGAGUUUCUGGAAGUGCUUCGGGGGGUCAGAAACCGAAGACGACAUGACCACCAUAGUAACAAAGGACUAAAGGAGGACACCAAGACAAGACUUUCUUCACAAAGAGGACAGGAACCAGAACUAACUGAUUCUAUUUUUAAUUCUUUGACUAAUCUAAAUGAAGGGACAGCUGGGCCGGCCCAAAUAAGGAGAUAAUGUUGUUGAGGCCGCCAGAUCCAGUGUGUCCACUGAUAGCAUCAGAUCCUUGUUUUGCCUUCAGCUAUUAGACCUUGCAAUUCACAGCCUAAAUGUGUACAAUAUUGUAUAUUAUAGCCAGAUAACCUUCCCCACUUAUGUUGGAUCCUAUGCUAAUGUUCACUGCCUUCUCAAAUUACAUGUAAAAUGCUUUGCUGCUGUUCUCCUAUUUUCUAAAACAGUUUAACAUGUAGAAAACUGUAUAAAGUUUUCAAAAGCUUUGAAAAGGGGUAUGUCCAGUAAUCUGGUGUUUCACUGAAUGCUCAGUGGUUUCAGCUACGUGAUAAAAGCAUUAACAGCUGCUGGCUGAACUACUGACCACUGCACUCACUGGUUACAUGUUAUGAAAGUGCUGAGCAAGUGAUAACAAAAAGAUUGUCUGCAGAUUGCUGCCGGUUAAAUGAGGAACAGUGGAGUAGCUGAACUUUCAGCUCCUAUGUUUUACAGCUGUAAAGUGACAAGCUAUUUUCAAAAUAUUCAGUGACAGACGUUUCAGAUCCUUUUAAUCCAACUGCACUUCCACAAUUUGUCCACUUGAGAGAAGCACCUACUAUGAAGUGAAGCAACAAAUUGCAUCAGAACAUGUUGCACUCAAUUAAAACUAUAUUGAAGAAUUUGAUUUCUUUUGGAUUCAUUUUAUGAAGUGACUUGGUUGUGAUAUUGUUGUUAUGCAAAGUAUUUUUAUACAUUUGCGUUGUGAAGUAAACUUUCCUAAAGUCAUUGUUUUUGCAUAAACUACAGUAGCUCCUUUUUCCACACUUACUCAGGCAGGUAUUUCUUUUUAUGUUGCUGCUAUGUUUAGUGUGUGACCCAUGACCACUGUACAGUUAUAAGACACAAAGGAAGUGCAUUUAAAUCCU
Molecule: messenger RNA, 1871 nt
Organism: Stegastes partitus (bicolor damselfish)
Lineage: Eukaryota; Metazoa; Chordata; Actinopteri; Pomacentridae
Exons: 6
Coding region: 227-847 (206 amino acids)
Source: RefSeq, a predicted model, not a curated record